Histoplasma mississippiense is the source of this 510-nucleotide messenger RNA. RefSeq lists its product with no specific name. The transcript has a single exon. Lineage: Eukaryota; Fungi; Ascomycota; Eurotiomycetes; Onygenales; Ajellomycetaceae. Bases 1 to 510 code for a protein of 169 amino acids. Gene Ontology annotation, biological process: protein transport. The record is from RefSeq and is a predicted model, not a curated record.
AUGGCCACGUUAGACUCGUCCUCCAUCCUCGCCACCCUCCAAACCUGGUACACUAACCUAACAUCCAAUCUCUCCAACUCCCUCUCUUCCCUGACGCUGCGCGACUACAUCCGCCUCGUCUGGAUAAUAGGCGGCUACCUCUUCCUACGCCCGUACAUAGAUGCGGGUUUCCGCAAGCUCCUCAACACUAAUAUGGAUAAAGCCGACGCGGAGGAGAAAGAGCGGGAACGAGCGGAGGUGGAGGCUGCGAAUGCGGGUUCGGCCGGCGCGAAGGCGAAGAUCUCCGCGAAUGCGCUGAGGGGCGCGCUGGGUGUGGGGAGUGAUAGUGAGGAGAACGAGGAGGAAGGAGAGAACGGGACGGGAAGGGUGGCGAAGCCGUCGGGUGUGCCGCAGUGGGGGAAGAGUGCGAGGCGGAGACAGAAGAGGGUGUUGAGGCAGCUUGAGGAGGCGGGGGAGAGACUGAGAGAAGAUGAAGAUGAUAAUGAUAUUGCUGAUUUGCUGGAGGAUUGA